Nematostella vectensis (starlet sea anemone) is the source of this 4625-nucleotide messenger RNA. Its product is annotated as integrator complex subunit 2. The record is from RefSeq and is a predicted model, not a curated record. Bases 248 to 3874 code for a protein of 1208 amino acids. Gene Ontology annotation, cellular component: integrator complex. The transcript has 18 exons. Gene Ontology annotation, biological process: snRNA 3'-end processing. NCBI's taxonomy places the organism in Eukaryota, Metazoa, Cnidaria, Anthozoa, Actiniaria, Edwardsiidae.
GGUUUAGAUCGUCGGUCCGGGAACUGGGCAGAAGGGGGAGAAAGCAAAAUGGCGGAUCAACUCUUAUCAAAGAUUCACAAAGUUCGCAUAGAAUAGGGUAAAAGAUUCUGUUGGAAAAGAGCAUGGCGUGCUGUUUAAACCAGAAAGAGAGUAUGGUCAAACAGUAAUCGUCUAAAGGAUGUUCGGAUUGUAUACAUAAGGCCAAAACAAACUACCCAACACUCGCUUGGAUAAAUUAUCGAGAAGCAUGGAUAUAGUACAAUAUUUUCCAACCGCCAGAGCGUUUCGCGCAAUUCGCUCUGCUAGUGUUACAGAGUUAUCAAAGCUUGAUAACGCGUCCCUUCGACCGCUGUUACCAUGUCUUGUCCGAAUGGCUUUGUGUUCGCCAGUUGAUCAAAGCGUUUCAUGGACAGAGGCGAGAAAAGAAGUUCAGAAGAUUCUUUCUGGCUUAGAGAUAGUGAAUUCCAUUGUGGCAUUGCUUUCUGUGGACUUCAGUUUCCUUGAGCAGGACGCGUUAAAAGAGUUACAGUUGAGAAAGAAGGUCGGUGGCGGUGCUGGGGCAUCCGUUCUCGUGGAAUCAUUGCAAAAUGAGCUUGCUUUGGAGUUCGAGAGAAGUGAGCCAUCCAGAAGACUACGCUUGAUCCUGAGCGAACUUUUAAGAAUCAUGAGUAAGCUGCCAUCCACAGAAGAAUUUCUGCCAGAGAAAUCUGAGUUGUUUGAGUGUGAGAUUUAUCUUGAGGAGGUCUCUGAUGUGUUGUGUAUCGCACAAGCUGAGCUUCCUUCUCUUCUUCCUUUGGAACAAGUAGCAGAAGCUUUGUUAAGGGUCAAAUAUGGCCCUUGGUUGCUAUGCCGAUUAGUAGCUAAUGUUCCUGAUAACUUUGAACAAGUUUGUCAUUCUCUGCUUGAAAAUGGAGAAUCCCAGGAUGACAGUGCACUAGGAGGAAUGGUCCGCACCAUUGCCCUACGCCAACUGUGUGCUAUGGACCCUAGCCAUGCCCUAACCAUGAGAGCUAAAGCCACUAGGCUUUGCCGACUGCCGGGCCUUGCCAUUGCGUUGACACUCGACUUUGGCGCGGAUGACAGUGGGAGUGACCUUGUGGCGUUUCUCAGCGGGAUCAUGUUUGGAGGUGAUUUGAAGAGCAGGACUUGGUUUUCAGAGUUUAUCAAGAUAGGGCAAAGGUCUUCCAGUUCAAUGCUUCACUCUCUCAGAGCUCAGCUUCUCAAGGAUGUCACUUCACUGGUCUCGUCAAAGGAUCAGCAAGUAGAAGGGUUAGCAACACACUCCAUACACGAAGACAAGGAGACGCUAGAGAUCCUACAAGCAAUGGAAGUCAACACAGACUUUGAAGUGGUUGAAGAAGUGAAACCCUCAGCUGCUAAACCCAUGCAUGCAUUUGAGAUAGCCAAAGAAAAGGUUCUUUAUGGCAGUGCAUUACUGAAGCUCUAUUGCGGCCUGAAGAACAUUGCAGGGAUGAAGCUGACACGCCCAGAGUCUGAUAGUCUCCUGUCUCUCAUCACAUGUCACCCUCCCCCUUCUGCAGCAGGCGUGCGCUUUGUAGUUGUUGGACUGUGUACUUUGCUUGCUUGUCCUCAUAUCGUAAGCACUCCAGAGAAUGAGCAAGCAGCCAUAAACUGGAUAAAGUGGUUGUCAAAAGAGGAGUCCCAUUAUGAGGCAGCUAGUGGCAUGCACGCCUCCUUUGGGGAAGUCCUUCUGCUUAUAUCAAUUCAUUUCCAUGGCAACCAGCUUGAGUCGGUAGCCGAACUUGUCUCGUCCAUACUUGGGAUGAGAGUGAGACCUGGGUCUCUCAGUCGAAUGAAGGCACUUUUUACGCAAGAGCUGUUUCCAGAAAAGGUUGUUGCCGCACAUGCUGUCACUGUUCCAGUUACACCGCAGCUCAGUGCUAACGACACAGGCUUUCUUCCAAUUCACUGUGUACACCAACUCCUCAAGACCAGAGCUUUUACCAAGCACUCAGUCGCAGUUAAGGACUGGGUGUAUAAACAAUUGUGUACUUGUGUUACCCCUCUCCACUCUCUCAUCCCUGGUCUGGUAGAAGCCUAUGUAAACACUGUCAUCACUCCAUUGCAUGGAAACAAGGUUCCCAGAAAACAAGUAUGCUACCCUACUCAGGAUGGUUUUACAGAAGCAGAAAUCCUUGCAGUUUUUAAGCAAGUAGACAAUAAAGAUAAGACUGAUUCAAGUGGAACAUCUCUUGUCCGUCACCCAUCUGUCUAUAUAACCAACGACACAGAGAAGACUUCGUCUUUUGCUCCUCGUCUACUCAUGCUGUACUAUGUCCUGUUGUAUCAGGACAUGCUACUUAACAACAUGAAAAACUUGGUCACAAGUAACGUGCAACACCAGUCGUACAGCUCAGGUCUGCUAGCCCACAUCCCCAUCAAGUACCUGGUGCACCAGGCUCGUGCCCGACCGGCGGAGUACCGUGGCCUGUAUGCACCUAUACUGCGCCUUCUCUUCACUCACUAUCCUCACCUCUGUCUUGUUGAUGAAUGGCUGGUUGAGGAAGAGCUGAUGAACACCCCGCAAAACCAAGGCAUUGCUCUACAGGGUGAUCUAAUGGUCAUGGAUGUGCAAUGCUCGCCUUUCAAGCUCAAACAAGCUUUCAACAUUGCGCAUGAUCGCCCAACGGCCGCAAUGCUACUGCUGACCAAGCUUCAAACCCUGGAACCUAGUCAGCUCAUUCCUUAUAUGGACCCUCUCGUUCGAUCCCUUCCUCUGUUGCUACUGGUCCCAACCCCAAGGCGUCUCUUAACGUUGUGUUGUGAUAUCUGGACUCGACUUAGCACCAUUAUACCCAGGAAGUUAUGGUUGGCAACGGUGAAUGUGUUGUGUCACGAGGGGCCGCAACCUUACACAGACGAAGACCUUGCCCGGGACCCACUUACAGUACUCAGAUGCGACCGUAGGGUGUUCAGGUGCCCCCCUAUGUUUGACAUAGUAGUUAGAGUCUUGCUAGCGUACCUCGCCGCCUCGCGUACCAUGCUGAGUCAGCACCUACACACCCAGCAAGCACCGCGCACCAACAGUGCUGUGGAACAGGAGAGAGAGGAGCUCAGGGUGGCUCUGGUCGCAGCUCAAGAGAGCGCUGCCGUUCAGCUCUUGUUGGAGAUUUGUUUACCGAAUGAGCAGGAUAAACAGGAGGAGAGCUGCAGCAUGCACUCCUGUGUUCUGCGCGAGAUUAAGUGUCGUGUCUGCUCCUCGCUCCAUCAGAUGUUCAUCGCUGAUCCCAGCCUGGCCAAGCUUGUGCAUUUCCAGAGCUACCCUUUAGAACUUUUGCCUGUCACUGUAGCAGGGAUACCCUCCAUGCAUAUCUGUUUGGACUUUAUACCUGAGCUAGUGAACCAAACACAGCUGGACAAACAGCUAUUCGGUAUUCAGUUGGCGUCGUACCUAGUGCUUCAGUACCCUCUUCCCAAGUCUCUGAACGUCGCUAAGUAUAUCCUCAGCCGCAUGUCCUCGCUCCUCGUAGCGCUACCCGCCUCAUCAAGGGAGGCCUUCUUCAGACCAGCCCUACCCUCCUUGGUCAGGUUUUGUCGCGCUUUCCCCCCUCUCCACGUGGAUGCCACGCCCUUCUUGAUCCAGCUGGGGAAAGUAGCAGCGUCACACGCAGUGUUGUCAACUAACUCUUCCAUAGGUGUUCAUGAUUCAUUGUUGGCGCGGCUUGCCAAGGGAUUGGACCCAUUAGAAAUUUCCACUGAUCAUGAGGACCACGGAUUCAACGAGGAUGUCCAAUCAGUAAGCAGUGUGGGUGACGAGGGAUCAAGUGACCUCACACUAUGCGUGGCUGUCGAAAAGACGUUUUCUGAGCUUGUUAGACUUGCCGUGGUAAACCAGCAAGGUGUAAAUACAUGAGAAAGCCGUCGCGUAGCAUGCCACUCUAUUAGAUUAUAAAUUAUAUUUUCUUAGUUUGUACUAUUGAUCUUACAAACCAGCGUUUUUGUCAGCUUAUUAUUUAGUAAAAAUUCUCCUUCUGGCAACUGGGAUAUCGGCAGGUAAUGUCCAAGGAUAAGUAUUGGUACGAUAAAUAAACAGUUGGCCGAGAAGCGAAGCAAUUUACCACCGUGACUGGUUGAUGCUUUUGUUUAUAACGUCACAUGAACACCGUCAUGACAAUACGUCUCUCCCAUUCUCAUUGGCCAAGGUUGCCACGGUAGCGCGCGUCGCAUUGUUAGCAUGAGAAAGUUUCUCCAGGAAGAGUAAUGAGAUUAACAGCGUCUCAGUAAAUCCCGAAUCAGUUUCAUAAACAAAACGAAAACCAUUAUCAUGCAAUGUCUCAUUUUUAUUUAUUUUUCCCAUUGUGCUUACAACUUUAUUUACACAAAAGAAACUUUCUUUCUUCGGGUAAUUCAGCAAUUUGCUUUACUGAAAAAGCUACGUCUUUUUCUGUUGAAUUGCUCAUCCGUUAUAAAUGCGCUAGCACAUCUCAUUCGACAUACGAAUAGCUAAAGAUCAUAGCUGUUUACAAGACAGAAAGUUAUGUUAGCAGCAUGAGCUAUUUACAAUAUUGUUUUAAAUAUCGGCAGAUGCUGGAAAAGAGUAUACGAAUAGUAUGCGAUUAAUACUUGCUACAUUGAUUGGAUAUAAUAAGAAAAGUAUCCGAUCA